Seminavis robusta is the source of this 333-nucleotide messenger RNA. NCBI's taxonomy places the organism in Eukaryota, Bacillariophyta, Bacillariophyceae, Naviculales, Naviculaceae. The record is from the annotation of a GenBank genome assembly.
AUGAGGAAACCACCGAACGAGGGAAGAAAACUGGGAAAGGCCGUAGCCAAGGAAAACUUUCCUUCCAAGGUUUGUGUCGUGUGCCACCGACCGUUUACAUGGCGGAAAAAGUGGGAACGAGCGUGGGAUGAAGUCACCACCUGCAGCAAGAGUUGCAAUGCCCAACGCAAAUCGGGACAACCAAAGGAAGCGGCACAAAAGAUGGUCGAGGCGGCGGGCGUAUUGGUUGCAAGUGACGACGAAUAUGGUGCUGGCAGCUCAUCCGAGCAAAACACACAACAACAAGAUCCAGUGUUAUCGACCAAACAAAUGCAACGGAAACAACACAAAUAA